Molecule: messenger RNA, 1819 nt
Organism: Lolium rigidum
Lineage: Eukaryota; Viridiplantae; Streptophyta; Magnoliopsida; Poales; Poaceae
Product: cold-responsive protein kinase 1-like
Exons: 7
Coding region: 297-1448 (383 amino acids)
Biological process (GO): protein phosphorylation
Molecular function (GO): protein kinase activity; ATP binding
Source: RefSeq, a predicted model, not a curated record
CUCCGGUGGGUCAACUGCUUCGUCGGAUCCGCCAGUCUCGCUGUGUCGGGCUGUGUGUUCGGCGGAAUCCGUCGGUGCGCCGGUGAAGUGGACACCCAGCUGGCGGUCGCGCCUCGCUGAGAUCGUCGGAUUUUGGCGUUCUCCUUCCGCGGUUCAGGAUAUUGGUUACUACUCUUGAUCUCGAAGAAUGAUCAACUAUGUGCCUAUGGUUAGCUCGAUGUUAAACUGAUAUCUCAAAUAAGUGGACCACAGUACAGUGGUUUGUUCUGUAGCUCGAGAAUUGAAACAACUUGGUAAUGAGUUGUUUUUCUCGCAUUUUCAAAAGGACAAGGGGGCCCCAGCCGCAAAAUGAUCCAUGGGAUGAAGACCUCUCUGGAGCUGAGAAUAUAACAAGAUUCAGCUACAAGGAGCUCGAUAGGGCAACGGCAAAAUUUGAUCAAUCCAAUAAGAUUGGUGAGGGUGGUUACGGACCUGUGUACAAGGGAACACUUAGGGAUGGAACCGCUGUUGCUGUAAAGGUGCUCUCUUUGCAAUCUAGGCAAGGCGGGAGGGAAUUUCUUAGUGAACUCCUUACGAUAUCUGAUGUUUCCCAUAAGAAUCUUGUCAAACUUCAUGGUUGUUGUGUGGAAGGAAGCCACAAGAUCCUCGUCUAUAAUUAUCUUGAAAAUAAUAGCCUUGCACAAACCCUUUUAGGUUCUCGGAAAAGCGGCAUCCAGUUUAACUGGAAUAUUAGAGUAAAUAUUUGCAUUGGUGUUGCCCAGGGACUAGCAUACCUCCAUGAUGGCGUCCGCCCUCAUAUUGUCCACCGGGACAUCAAAGCAAGCAAUAUACUUCUUGAUGAGGAUCUUACCCCAAAAAUUUCUGAUUUUGGUUUGGCAAAGCUUCUGCCAGCAGAUGUAUCACAUAUUAGCACAAGAGUCGCAGGAACACUAGGUUACCUGGCACCUGAAUACGCCAUCCGAGGACAAGUGACACGGAAGUCAGAUGUUUACAGCUUUGGUGUUCUGCUUAUUGAGAUAGUCAGUGGAAGAUGCAACACUGAUACAAGACUGCCCUACGAAGACCAGAUUCUUCUUGAGAAGACAUGGACAUACUAUGACCAGGGUGAACUGCACGAGAUCAUAGACAGUUCGUUGGGCGACGACCUGGAUGUCGACGAAGCGUGCAGAUUCCUGAAAGUUGGGCUCCUGUGCACCAAGAACGUCACGAAGCGCCGGCCCGACAUGGCCUCUGUCCUCCAGAUGCUGAGGGGCGAGAUGGACGUGGACUCGCAGGAGAUCACCCAGCCCGACGUGAUCCGGGACUUCAGGGACCUGAAGCUGAGGAGCAAGGCGACGUCGUCGACGCUUCUGACCUCCAUCAUGGCGCGGUCCUCCCCGUCGUCGUCCUCCGCCGGCAACACCACCCGCACCUCCAUCACGUUCACCGCCAUAUCGGACCGUGACUGACAAGGCGCAGCGCAGCGCGCGAGAGAGUAACACGCGGACAGGAGGCCGGACGGAUUGAAACUGUGCAUACUACAUAGCAAAUAGCAUAGCCCAGAUUUUUUUGCUUCUUCAUUUUUUUGUGUGCUUGGAUGAUUCUUGUGUGUUGGUAGUCAUGGGUUCCGUCCAUGCUUUCGUUCACUUCACUUGGUUGUUUAGAGCCUAGACAAGUUGGGCAGCCAGAUCCGAAAAUACGGUGUCUGGUUUCAGGUACUCCUAAAUCUUAUAUUCGUCCAGGCCCAAAUCCGUAUUUCCAGGUCUCCAAAAAUUUCAAACAGAAUUUUGAAAGUAUGUGGCUUAGGCGAAAAUAACAAGUUCCAAAUGAAUAGUCUAAA